Messenger RNA from Candida albicans SC5314, 996 nucleotides. It is a transcript of the gene HST2, whose product is annotated as histone deacetylase. Gene Ontology annotation, molecular function: NAD+ binding; histone deacetylase activity, NAD-dependent. Bases 1 to 996 code for a protein of 331 amino acids. The record is from RefSeq and is a predicted model, not a curated record. Lineage: Eukaryota; Fungi; Ascomycota; Pichiomycetes; Serinales; Debaryomycetaceae. The transcript has a single exon.
AUGCCAAGCUUAGAUGACAUAUUGAAACCAGUGGCAGAAGCUGUGAAAAACGGCAAAAAAGUUACAUUUUUUAAUGGUGCUGGGAUUUCGACAGGUGCAGGGAUACCAGAUUUCAGAAGCCCCGAUACGGGUCUUUAUGCAAACUUGGCCAAGUUGAAUCUUCCAUUUGCUGAGGCGGUGUUUGAUAUUGAUUUUUUUAAAGAAGAUCCGAAACCGUUUUACACAUUAGCAGAAGAAUUAUAUCCCGGUAAUUUUGCUCCAACAAAAUUUCAUCAUUUCAUCAAGUUGUUACAAGACCAAGGUUCCUUGAAACGUGUCUAUACCCAAAACAUUGACACUUUAGAAAGGUUAGCAGGAGUUGAAGACAAAUAUAUUGUUGAGGCCCAUGGGUCAUUUGCCUCUAAUCACUGUGUUGACUGUCACAAAGAAAUGACUACAGAAACUUUGAAAACAUACAUGAAGGACAAGAAGAUCCCCAGCUGUCAACAUUGUGAAGGUUAUGUCAAACCAGAUAUUGUAUUUUUUGGAGAAGGUUUACCAGUCAAAUUUUUUGAUUUGUGGGAGGAUGACUGCGAGGAUGUAGAGGUCGCCAUUGUGGCAGGUACUUCUUUAACUGUGUUCCCAUUUGCUUCACUACCAGGUGAAGUGAACAAGAAAUGUUUACGGGUGUUGGUGAAUAAGGAGAAAGUUGGUACUUUCAAACAUGAACCCAGAAAGUCUGACAUAAUUGCUUUACAUGAUUGUGAUAUUGUAGCCGAAAAGUUAUGUACCCUAUUAGGAUUGGAUGACAAAUUAAAUGAAGUCUACGAAAAGGAAAAAAUUAAAUACAGUAAAGCAGAAACAAAGGAGACCAAGAUGCAUGAAAUUGAAGAUAAAUUAAAAGAAGAGGCACAUUUGAAAGAAGAUAAACAUACCACUAAAGUGGACAAGAAAGAGAAGCAAAAUGACGCUAACGACAAAGAAUUAGAACAAUUGAUAGAUAAAUUAAAAAUUUAA